Messenger RNA from Empidonax traillii (willow flycatcher), 1431 nucleotides. It is a transcript of the gene CDK5, whose product is annotated as cyclin dependent kinase 5. Gene Ontology annotation, cellular component: nucleus; cytoplasm. NCBI's taxonomy places the organism in Eukaryota, Metazoa, Chordata, Aves, Passeriformes, Tyrannidae. Gene Ontology annotation, molecular function: ATP binding; cyclin-dependent protein serine/threonine kinase activity. Bases 60 to 938 code for a protein of 292 amino acids. Gene Ontology annotation, biological process: protein phosphorylation; synaptic vesicle transport; axonogenesis. The transcript has 12 exons. The record is from RefSeq and is a predicted model, not a curated record.
GCGGCGGGGCCGGGCCGGGGCCGGGGCCGGGGCCGGGCGGGCCUGGGGACAUCGCGGCCAUGCAGAAAUACGAGAAGCUGGAGAAGAUCGGGGAAGGCACCUACGGGACCGUGUUUAAGGCCAAGAACCGGGAGACGCACGAGAUCGUGGCGCUGAAGCGGGUGCGGCUGGACGACGAUGAUGAGGGAGUGCCCAGCUCGGCGCUGCGGGAGAUCUGCCUGCUCAAGGAGCUCAAACACAAGAACAUCGUCAGGCUCCACGACGUCCUGCACAGCGACAAGAAGCUGACCCUGGUCUUCGAGUUCUGUGACCAGGACCUGAAGAAAUAUUUUGACAGCUGCAAUGGGGACCUGGACCCUGAGAUCGUCAAGUCAUUCAUGUACCAGCUGCUGAAGGGCCUUGCCUUCUGCCACAGCCGCAACGUCCUGCACCGGGACCUGAAACCCCAGAACCUGCUCAUCAACAGGAAUGGGGAGCUCAAGCUGGCGGAUUUUGGGCUGGCCCGGGCCUUUGGCAUCCCAGUGCGCUGCUACUCAGCUGAGGUGGUCACUCUGUGGUACCGGCCCCCCGAUGUCCUCUUCGGUGCCAAGCUCUACUCCACCUCCAUCGACAUGUGGUCAGCUGGGUGCAUCUUUGCAGAACUGGCCAACGCGGGGCGGCCCCUCUUCCCGGGGAACGACGUGGACGACCAGCUGAAGAGGAUCUUCCGGCUGCUGGGGACCCCCACGGAGGAGCAGUGGCCGGCCAUGGCCAAGCUGCCAGACUAUAAGCCCUACCCCAUGUACCCGGCCACCACCUCUCUGGUCAACGUGGUGCCCAAGCUGAACGCGACCGGCCGGGACCUGCUGCAGAACCUGCUCAAGUGCAACCCGGUGCAGCGGAUCUCGGCGGAGGAGGCCCUGCAGCACCCCUACUUCACUGACUUCUGCCCACCCUAGGGCCCCCCAACCCUCCCUGGCUCCCUCCCCCUUGCAGGGUGGGCAGUCCCCAGCCUGUGCCAGCCCCCCUAAACUGCAGCCCUCCCCCCCCCCCAGUAUUUAUUAGGUUCUGCCCCAGCUGCAGGGGGCUGGCACAGGGCCCCUGGACCCCCUAGCCCUGGGAGGGCUGAGGGCACUCAGAUUCCCCUUGGGGGCACAGGACCCCCCUGGGGGCAGGGGACCCCUCCAGGGCAUGAGACCCUCCUGAGGACAUGGGGCCACGAAGCUGGUAGAGGCACAGGACCCUCUGGGACCAGGCAUGGGGACCCUGCGGGUGGUGGGACCCCCACUCCUCUUGCGUCUGCUUCCCCUCCCGCCGCUUCCCUUCCUGGGGGGAAAUCUGGGCACAGCCCCCCUGGGGGGGGUCAGGAGAGGACCCCGUUUCUUUUCUAGGGCACUGCCGUACGUGGGUGAUGUGUGUUUGGAACCCCAUAAAGAGCUUCCCCCCUGCCCA